This is a messenger RNA of Grus americana (Whooping crane), 1056 nucleotides long. RefSeq names its product Ig heavy chain Mem5-like. Lineage: Eukaryota; Metazoa; Chordata; Aves; Gruiformes; Gruidae. Gene Ontology annotation, cellular component: immunoglobulin complex, circulating; external side of plasma membrane; blood microparticle. Gene Ontology annotation, molecular function: immunoglobulin receptor binding; antigen binding. The annotation marks the transcript as partial. Gene Ontology annotation, biological process: innate immune response; B cell receptor signaling pathway; positive regulation of B cell activation. The transcript has 3 exons. The record is from RefSeq and is a predicted model, not a curated record.
CUCCUCUUCCUCCUCCUGGCAGCCCUCCCAGGGCUGCGGGCGGCCGUGCAGCUGGUCGAGUCCGGAGGGGGCCUCCAGCCACCCGGGGGGUCCCUCACCCUCCUCUGCAAGGCCUCCGGCUUCACCUUCAGCAGCUACGGCAUGGGUUGGGUGCGACAGGCGCCCGGGAAGGGGCUCGAGUUCGUCGCGAGUAUUAACAGUGGUGGUAGCAGCACAGGCUACGCGUCGGCGGUCAAAGGGCGCUUCACCAUCUCCAAGGACAACUCCCAGAGCACGCUCAAGCUGCAGAUGAACAGCCUCAGGGCCGACGACACGGCCACCUACUACUGCGCGAAAAGCGAUGGUAGUGGUUGGUGUGGUGGUACUAGUUAUGCUGGUGGCCCCGACCGUGGCACCACCCUCGCACCCAGCCCAGACCCCCCCAGCACCCCAAGAUUGGCUCCCCCGAGGCUGCUACCAGCCUGGAGGGAGGAAGAGGGGGACGUGGGUGGGGGUGUCUCCCCUUCUGCCCCCUGCCCAGGGCAGCUGGUCCAGUCCGGAGGGGGCCUCCAGCCACCCGGGGGGUCCCUCACCCUCCUCUGCAAGGCCUCCGGCUUCACCUUCAGCAGCAACGGCAUGCUCUGGGUGCGACAGGCGCCCGGGAAGGGGCUCGAAUACGUCGCGAGUAUUAAGAGCGAUGGUAGCAGCACAGGCUACGCGUCGGCGGUCAAAGGGCGCUUCACCAUCUCCAGGGACAACUCCCAGAGCACGCUCAAGCUGCAGAUGAACAGCCUCAGGGCCGACGACACGGCCACCUACUACUGCGCGAAAGAAGCUGCUGGUGAUGGUGGUUAUGGUUAUGCUGGUGGUUGUGGUGGUGGCCCCGACCGCGGCACCGUGUCCCCACAUCCCUGCGCUGGGUCCCCAAAUCUUCCCCAAACCCCUGAACCAGCCUGGACCCUGCACCCAGCCCACGUCCUUGACCCAACCCUCAACCGUUUGCCUCAAACCUUGACCUUUUGGCCUCAAACCUCGACCAUUGAACCCCAAAUCAUGACACUUUCCUCCAAACUUUGA